AUGAGUACUCCGCAGCCCUCCUCCACCCACUCCCCAUGGCAGAACUCGAGCGCAUCCGGCGCAGUCCAGACACCCGAUAGCGACAUCGCACACGCGAUGAACCAACAGCAGGGCUCACAUACCGAUGGACAGGACGCGAUCCGAGAAGGGAAGCUGAAGGCCAAGGAGACCAUGGCCGCGGCGGGUUGGAACGCCGGCGAGUCGCCUGGCCCGGCGCGUCAAUCAAGCAUCUCGAAUGGACCCGCGCAACCCAAUGGCACGCCGCAACUCAGUCGCAAGCGAUCGCGGGAUGGCACGCAACUUCCUGCCAGCCAGGCCAAUGCUAAAAGCGAAGGCGCGAGCGAGUCGCGGCCAUUAUUACACAACGAGAUUCUCCUGGAUCGCUACAUGCAGCGCGACAUGUUACACGCGGCAGCUAUGAAUGACCAAGCUGAACGCUCUCGCGAUCUGGUCAAGAGCAAGGAAAUGGAGAAGGAAUUCCACAUUACUCAGGUGGCUUUGCGUAGGAAGCAGGAUCCUGGAUCGAUAUUUGGCUAUGGAUUUAUGGGUUACGGCAACGGUAUAACCAAUGCGCGCAGCCAGAUUGUCUACAGCUCGAAUCAAGGUCCGCCGAAGGGUAGGAGAAACAAGCGAAUUCAUGUCAAUCGGAAGGACAACGCGCAACAAGCGGAACAGCACGAAGAGUUGGUACCCGUAAGACUGGACAUCGAAUUGGACAAGCUAAGACUGCGCGAUACCUUCACGUGGAAUCUGCAUGAGAAGGUCAUUUCGCAGGAUGUCUUUACCGAUUACUUGGUGGAAGAUCUCAAGCUUCCACCCGAGGCCAUUCCGGAGGUCAGCCGCCAGAUCAAGGUCGAAAUGCAGGACCAGAUACAAAACUUCUACCCCCACAUCAUUGUUGAAGACGGACCCUUGGAGCCUGGAAAGCCCUACUCUGAACACAAGGACGAGGAGAUGCGGAUCAUGAUCAAAUUGAACAUCACGAUUGGCCGGAUAACACUUAUCGAUCAAUUUGAAUGGGACAUCAGCAAUGCUUUGAAUUCGCCAGAGGAGUUUGCCCGGCAGAUGGCUUGGGAGAAUGCACUCAGCGGCGAGUUUACCACUGCCAUUGCCCAUUCAAUACGGGAACAGAGUCAACUUUACACCAAGAGCUUAUAUUUGACAAACCAUGCCUUUGAUGGACGACCCGUGGACGACCCCGAUGUGAGAGAUAGUUUCCUCCCGGCACCAAUCCACAGCGCUUUCCGGCCAGCUGCAGCUCAGAAAGACUGGACUCCAUACAUGUAUGAGAUGAGCGAGGCAGAACUGGAGAGAACUGAAACUUCCAUGAUGCGCGAACACAGAGCGGCUAAACGACAGCUGAACAGGCGAGGAGGCCCAGCGCUUCCAGAUCUGAAGGACAGGCAACGGACUGUGCGUUCCUUGAUCGUACACUCCGUCAUUCCUGGUGCGGUAGAAACAUUUGAAACAACAGGAAUACCCAAGACUCGUCGUGGUGGCAGAAGUGCCCGACGAGGCCGUACGGAUGCAGACGCUGACUCGGACGACCUCGAGAGCGAAGAGUCUGGUGCAGACUCUCCGGCGCCUUCAGCGGUCAUGAACAAUGUGAACACCGGUGGUACUGCAAGAACACGCGGCAUGCGUGGCGCCGCCGCCGCCGCUCAAGCUAACAUGCGCGCGGGUUAUAACCGAUCCCAAACUCCCGACUCACAACUGCUCUCAGCGCCAGCAAUCGAGCCCCGAGCGUCCACGCGAAAGAGUGCUUUGCGUGAGGAAAGCGUCAUGGACGACAACGAGACAAAGAUCGUCAAGCUCAGAAUCUCCAAAGCAAAGUUCAAGGCGUGGUGGGACGAAUAUAGCUCCAAGAAGCGAGCUAGCCAGUUUCCAUUGUCUGGCUAUGCAUCACAGCCCGCUCCAGCCAACGCGAAUCUGAGCGUAGGAACGCCGACCAGAGGAGCCACGAGCACACCGUCGAUGACACCUCGGCCGCUUCCCCAGCCUCGGGGAACACCUCAGCCCAAUGGAAGCCAUUCGCGUGCAGGCUCCACAUCACGGCAACCCGACAUCCAGUACGACUCUCGAGGCGCGGCUGAAUUCUCUCGUUGGCCUAAUCCAGCCGAUGACGCUGUAAGUCAUGAUUUUCAUCUACUUUGUCGCCACUAUGAGAUGCUGACAUAUACCGAAUCACUAGCCGCCGCCACCACCGUGGCUCCAACAGGCCAUAGACACACUGCGGGAGCGACAUCCUGACGACAAAUUUGAGCCCGUGAUGAAGCCCUAUCCAGUCAAUCCUGAGACGGGGGAGAUCAGUCGCCAGCAGUUACAACCUGGCGACACCGCACCACCUGGUCUAAAGUUACAGUACUUACCUCGAAUCCGAUGCAACGACUGUCCGGGUAAGUUGUACACAGCGCAGCCUGGACGAGUCGUGGACGAUUUUGAGGUACACUUGCGGAACAACAGGCACCGAUUGGCGGUGGAGAAUCGCAGGAGUGGGUCUUAA
Messenger RNA from Lecanosticta acicola, 2503 nucleotides. Lineage: Eukaryota; Fungi; Ascomycota; Dothideomycetes; Mycosphaerellales; Mycosphaerellaceae. The record is from the annotation of a GenBank genome assembly.